This is a messenger RNA of Salvia miltiorrhiza (redroot sage), 1040 nucleotides long. Its product is annotated as transcription factor IBH1-like 1. Gene Ontology annotation, biological process: regulation of DNA-templated transcription. The coding region runs from base 278 to 892 and encodes 204 amino acids. Lineage: Eukaryota; Viridiplantae; Streptophyta; Magnoliopsida; Lamiales; Lamiaceae. The record is from RefSeq and is a predicted model, not a curated record. The transcript is spliced from 2 exons. Gene Ontology annotation, molecular function: protein dimerization activity.
GGGUUUUUGACAUGCGGGCCAUCAACUUCCAUGUGCCUGCAUGUGCUGUGUCUUUCUCUCACUACCCCACCACCAUCUCUUCUUUCACCAAAUAAAUGGGCUUUAUGCAUUUUCUCCCUCUUCUCAUUCCUCUCUUUCAGUGUGUGCUCUGCGUGAAAAUUUUCUUGGUUUCUGCUCCACUUAGUUGGAUCCCAAGAAACUCUUUUCCCUCUCUUACAUUGUUCUGCCAUUUCUGUCUCAAAUUUAAUUCGCACCUGAAAAUCUGCUGUCUAGUUCAAUGAAAGCAAGAAUGCAGAGCUCAUCGUCAUCAUCAUCAUCAGCAGCAGCAGCAGCAUCAGCUGCAGCAGCAGCAUUAAUGGUGAAGCAAGAAUUCUUCGAGAAAUGGAUAAAGGGUCUCCAAAUAUACAGCAGCUUCAACAAGGAGAUGACGGUGAUGGAGCGGAAGAGGGCGAUCAAGCUCUCCGCCGACGUGGCGAUCGCCGCCACGAGAAGCGCCACCACGCGGUGGAGCAGAGCCGUCGUGGCCGACGUCUCGACGUCGGCCGCCGGCGCCGCGAGGACCGCGGCGGAGCAGAUCCUGGGGCGGAAGCUGGCGGAGAGGAGGGCCCUCGCGGCGACAUGCAGCAGGAGGAUCGUGAGGAGGAGCCGCCAGCGGCGGGGCAAGGCGGCGGGGAGGGGAGUUGUACGUUCGAGCGCCGCCAUCGCGAAGAAACUGGUGAGGAAUCGCACCCGCGUGCUUAAAAGGCUUGUACCUGGUGGAAUGAAAUUGGAUGAAAUCUCUUUGAUUAAAGAAACCCUAGAUUAUAUUGCUUCUUUGCAAGUGCAGGUUGAUGUAAUGAGACAUCUUGCAGCUGCUGCUGAGAGGUUGGAUCAUCAACAAAUCUCAAUUUAAAUUUUUUUUCUUAUAAAUAUUUAUUAUGUAUUUGCAGUUUCUUUUUUUUUUUUUUUUUGAAAUAGAAUAUGAAGAAGUGAAAGAGCAAUGUAACUACUCUAUGUACAGUGAGCACUAAUUUUAAUUUAAAAGAAAUUAAUUCAGCUAA